GUCUGUCACCCAAACAGCUGAUAGCGAGCGAAACGAGUCUCUCUCUCUCGGCAUCAUGGCUGCCAAAGACAACAAGCCCACGUGCCCUUCCUACAAUGAUGGAGCUGCGUACUUUGACAUGGGGGAACACACCCUGCGGAUCCCCAUGUCACUGCACACUGAGAACCGCCGCCGCCUGCAGGAGAGGCUGAAGGCACGGGGGCUUGGUGGCGGCGAUGUGGUGCUGCUUCAGGGCGGCAGUGACUCCACACGCUACUCUGGUGACGCUGAUAAUGUUUUCCAGCAGGAGCCGUACUUCCACUGGGCAUUUGGGGCGCUGGAGCCUGGCUGGUAUGGGGCUCUGGACGUGGCUUCAGGCAGGGCGGUCCUCUUCUGCCCCAGACUGCCUGAGGAGUAUGCUACAUGGAUGGGCCGCAUUAGGACGCCCCAAGAGUACCGCCAGCGCCUUCAGGUGGAUGAAGUGCGCUAUGUGGAUGAGAUUGCCGACGUACUGAGGGAGAUGACGGGACAGGCUGGGACACUGCAUACCCUGCGCGGCGUGAACACUGACAGCGGUAAGACAACACUGGAGGCUGCCUUUGAUGGAAUAUCCAGAUUCAACGUGAACAAUACACUACUACAUGACGAGAUUGCGGAAUGCCGAGUGUACAAGACCAAGGCCGAGAUAGAGGUGCUGAGGUUUGCCACACGUGUGUCAGCCGCCGCUCACUGCAGUGUGAUGCGCAAGAUCCGGCCCGGCAUGAAGGAGUACCAGCUGGAGGCAAUCUUCCAGUACCACAGCUACUACCACGGGGGAUGCCGGCACCAAGGCUACACCAACAUUUGUGGUUCAGGGUGCAACGCUGCCACGCUGCAUUAUGGGCACGCUGGCGACCCAAACCUGAGGACUGUGGGUGAGACGGACAUAUGCCUCUUUGACAUGGGAGCUGAGUACUAUGGUUAUACCAGCGACAUCACCUGCUCCUUCCCGGCCAAUGGCAAGUUCUCCAAUGACCAGAAGCUGAUUUACAAUGCAGUGCUGAAGGCAUCCAAAGCAGUGAUGGCAGCAGUGCGUCCUGGCGUGUCCUGGGUGGAGAUGCACCGCCUGGCUUACCGCAUGAUGCUGGAGGCCCUCAAGGAAGGUGGUGUGGUGCAGGGGGAUGUGGACAAGAUGAUGGAGGUCAAUCUUGGCUCCGUGUUCAUGCCACAUGGCCUGGGUCACCUGAUGGGGUUGGAUGUGCACGAUGUGGGUGGCUACCUGGAGCAGUAUCCACCUCGCCCCACACCUGCUGGCUUCCGUUCUCUGCGCACUGCCAGGACUCUGGAAGAGAACAUGGUGCUUACUAUUGAGCCAGGGUGCUACUUCAUUGACCAUCUGCUGGACCAGGCACUAGCCAACCCUGAGCAGGCACAGUUCCUGGUACCUGAAGCCAUCGCUCGUUUCCGUGGCUUUGGGGGAGUAAGGAUUGAGGACGACAUCGUGAUUACAGCUGAUGGGAUGGAAGACCUGGCUGGAGACACCAUCCCUCGCACGGUGGAAGAAAUUGAGGCACUGAUGGCAGAGGGUCAGCAGGAAGAAGUGCUUGUGCCUCAACUGCAUGCCCAACAGAAGCUAGACCAGUAAGGUGAUCCUGCCUACUUGAAAUCAUACUCAGGAUUCCUUGGCCAGUAAGGUGAUCCUGCCUACUUGAAAUCAUACUCACGAUUCCUUCACACUACAUUGCUGGCAUUAUUGGAAUGAUUAUCCUUAUAUUUUUAACUGGAGGAUGGCAUGGAGGAACAAGGCCAUUGUAAGGGUAUAGAUGAUUUAAGUACUAAAGCAGAGUAGCAUAGCAACCUUAUCAGUCAGUCCAUGCUACAUUUGUACUCACAAAGUAAUUCAAGAAAUACCCUGCCAAUGCACUCUAGUGUUAAGUGCCAAAUCCAGUCUUUCAUUUAUUCCAGGGAUAUGUACUUACUAUAUGCACUACAAGUAUUACUUUAUACAACUACCUGGUGCUCAACAGUUACAAAGUCAUGCGUGUGGGAAAUGUUUUUGUCUGUCUACAGUCCCAUUAGUUCACUUGUGCCAUGAAGCUUUGAUCUUGGAAAAGAAGUUUGGCAUGCAAGUUGCAAGAAGUCCAAACAAGUGAAUACAGGCUUCUUAAAGGUUGUGAACACAUUAAACUGUUAAUGUACACUCGUGCAAAAAUGUAUCCUUACUUCAGUAAUGGCACCAAUUUUAACUAUGGAUGAAAACAAAACUGAUGUCUGAGCCUGCUGUGAUGCACAACAUAUACUUUGUGAAGUUUUACACUGCAGUUACACAGAAACUGCUCAAAUUACUCUUACAUUGAAAUUACUCAAGUGUUUAAAAUGUUUACAAGAGUAAGGAUACAUUCUGUGAUUGUCAUUGUAUUGUACUGUGCUCCUGUAGCUUUCAGUUUAACAUAGGGAACACUGCAAUGUUUUACUUGCAGUGACCCUCAGAUGAGCAAACUGUGAUGCAUAUUUUGGAAUACUGAGAUUGCAUAUUUUGUAAUAAAUGUGGGGUUUAAACUGGUCAAUAAAAAAAAGCAAUUAACA
Messenger RNA from Portunus trituberculatus (swimming crab), 2544 nucleotides. It is a transcript of the gene Dip-C, whose product is annotated as xaa-Pro dipeptidase-like. Lineage: Eukaryota; Metazoa; Arthropoda; Malacostraca; Decapoda; Portunidae. Gene Ontology annotation, molecular function: metalloaminopeptidase activity; manganese ion binding. The record is from RefSeq and is a predicted model, not a curated record. The transcript has 11 exons. The coding region runs from base 56 to 1603 and encodes 515 amino acids.